Messenger RNA from Populus trichocarpa (black cottonwood), 2247 nucleotides. RefSeq names its product protein DETOXIFICATION 24. The record is from RefSeq and is a predicted model, not a curated record. Bases 521 to 1978 code for a protein of 485 amino acids. NCBI's taxonomy places the organism in Eukaryota, Viridiplantae, Streptophyta, Magnoliopsida, Malpighiales, Salicaceae. Gene Ontology annotation, cellular component: membrane. Gene Ontology annotation, molecular function: antiporter activity; xenobiotic transmembrane transporter activity. Gene Ontology annotation, biological process: xenobiotic detoxification by transmembrane export across the plasma membrane. The transcript has 10 exons.
UGGCACAUCACAAAUCUUUUUUUUUUUUUUUUAAUGUGCCAUUUAAUAGACGGCAGCUAAAGUAACUAGAACCUUACCUUGACGAUGCCUUGAAUGGUGCGCCUACAAGUUGUGGAUUCGGCGGUUCGCACGCCUUCUUCCAUCAGUGAACAAGCGACCAACCAUUCUUCGUUUCUCCCUUUUCUUUUUCUAUUCACCAAUUUUGUUUUUCUUAUAAACGAAUACCUAUGGAAAGCACAGAGAGAAACUAAACACACUGCACUCUUAGCUACUGCCUUGUUAACAAGCAUACGUUCUCCCCUCUCUCUAUCUCUUUCUCCCUGUGGACAUUACUCUAACUUCGAAGCAAGCUUCAAUCGGUUUCAGCCUCGAAGAACACCUGAAAGCUACUCGCUAUACUCCCUUGUUAACAAAGACGCAUUCCCUUCUCGCUUUCCAUUUCUCGAGUCGACAAUAAACCAAGGCUGAAGCGCAGUGAGCAAUUCAACCUGUUUCAGUCUUAAGGGUACCUAACAGAUUCAUGGAUAAUUCAACGGAAGAGAGGCUUCUUUUGCUGGAAGAAUUUGACAGGGAGGACCUGAAGAAGAGGGUUUGGAAUGAAUCCAAGAAGCUAUGGAGGAUUGCAUUUCCUGGAAUAAUAGCACGAGUGACUUCAUUUGGGAUGAUUGUGGUGACACAGUUAUUCAUGGGGCACAUUAGCGAAUUGGAUCUUGCAGCGUUUGGCCUACAGCAGAGCAUUUUGUUACGGUUUGUGAAUGGCAUAUUGAUUGGCAUGUCAAGUGCGACUGAGACCUUAUGCGGGCAAGCAUAUGGAGCUGGACACUACCACAUGAUGGGUGUUUACUUGCAGAGAUCAUGGAUCAUUGAUGGUGUAACUGCAACCAUCUUGCUUCCCCUCUUCAUUUUUACAACACCGAUAUUAAGACUAAUUGGGCAAGAGGAGAAUAUAGCAAUAGAAGCUGGAAAAAUCUCCAUUUGGUUAAUUCCCGUCCUCUACUCUUAUGUCUUUAGCUUGACCAUCCAAAUGUACUUGCAAGCACAACAAAAAAACAAGAUUGUCGGGUGCUUUUCUGCUUUCUCCUUUCUGGUUCAUGUGCUUUUGUCCUGGUUAUUUGUGAUCAAACUUGGUUUAGGGCUUACUGGUGCCAUGGGUGCAUUCAGCAUAUCAUCUUGGUUGCUCGUUAUUGGAGAGUUUGUGUACAUCUUUGGAGGUUGGUGUCCUAAUACAUGGAAAGGCUUUACUAAAGCUGCAUUUGCUGAUAUGUUACCUCUAAUAAAGCUCUCAAUAUCCUCCGGAGUCAUGAUUUGCUUAGAAUUAUGGUAUUCCUCUAUUCUUGUCUUGUUAGCUGGAUAUAUGAAGAACGCAACCAUUGCAAUAUCUGCUUUCUCCAUUUGCCUCAACAUCAAUGGAUGGGAAUUCAUGGUCUGCCUUGGGUUUUUAGGUUCUUCAUGUGUGCGCAUAUCAAAUGAAUUGGGAAUGGGCAAUGCCAAAGCUGCAAAAUUUUCUAUCAAGGUUGCCCUUGGUACUUCGAUAAUUAUCGGAAUUAUCUUCUGGGUUUUGUGCAUGGUCUUUAGUCGGGAAAUUUCAUACUUGUUUACGAGUAGUGAGGAAAUAGCAGAAUCCGUGUCCAGGCUUCAUGUUCUACUAGCAUUCUCAAUGCUGCUGAAUAGUAUUUUUCCAGUACUCACAGGUGUAGCUGUAGGUGCUGGUGUGCAAAGUAUGGUUGCAUUUGUCAACUUGGGGAGCUAUUAUGUUAUUGGGUUGCCGGUAGGAAUUCUGCUUGGAUAUGUAGCGCAUCUUCAGGUCACGGGUUUGUGGAUUGGAUUGUUGAGUGGAGUUGGAGUCCAAACACUUCUGCUAUCCUACCUUACAUGGAGGAUUGAUUGGAAUGAACAGGUAAACAAGGCAUCAGAGCGUCUUGGUCGAUUUUUUAUUGGAACAACAGAGGGAUCUGAUGAAAACUCCAAUCUUGCUUGAUAGUAAUGGACACUACUUGUUGUUGCGUGUUCAAACCAGAUUUUUAGAUGUGGUUUUGCUUCCCUCCCUGUGAGGCUAACUACGCUGCAAACUGGUCAGUGCUCUCAGCUGGCUCAUCAUGCUGGCUUGGCUCACUCUCCUUUAGGCUUGCAAUCAUUUUGAUUUUUAUCUUUCUCGCUCUGUCUAUUUUAUCAAAGAACCACUCAUCCAAAAACUUAAAUUAUUGAGGUGAGACUUCAAGAUUUAUAAUAUACUUUAUCUAUCUCUUA